AGUAGGGAGGUGUUUUGACAGUUGAGCUCGCGGCGCGGGGGAGGCAGGGUGGUGUACGGGUGUGAGUGUGAGGAUGGGGUGCGAGGAUGGGCGUGGCGUUCAGGCCUUUGGGAUGUUGGAGAUGUAAUAGGUGUGGAGAUUUUGGACAGUCUGGGGGAUAUAGAUGAUAUGAGUUUGGGGAAUUUGGAGUGAGGUGAUGUUAUGGUGCUAUGGUGCUAUGGUGUUUUGGUGCUAUGGUGUUUUGGUGUUUUGGUGUUUUGGUGUUAUGGUGCUUUUGGUCUUAUUGGUGUUAUAGAUGUUUUGGUGUUUUGGUGUUAUAGGUGUUAUAGAUGUUAUUGGUCUUAUUGGUGUUAUAGGUGCUAUAAAUGUUAUAGACGUUAUAGAUGUUGUAGACGAUAUAGAUGUUAUAGACGUUAUAGAUGUUAUGGAUGUUAUGGGCUUAUAGAUGUUAUGGGUGCUACAGAUAUUAUGGGCGUUAUUGGUGUUGUAAUGUUACAGGUGUAUAGAUGUUCUCGGUGUUAUUGUUGCUAAAGGUGUUGUACAUGAUAUAGAUAAUACAACUAAUAUUAAUUCCAA
This is a messenger RNA of Metschnikowia bicuspidata var. bicuspidata NRRL YB-4993, 576 nucleotides long. RefSeq lists its product as uncharacterized. Lineage: Eukaryota; Fungi; Ascomycota; Pichiomycetes; Serinales; Metschnikowiaceae. The record is from RefSeq and is a predicted model, not a curated record. The transcript has a single exon. Bases 202 to 531 code for a protein of 109 amino acids.